Molecule: messenger RNA, 588 nt
Organism: Zeugodacus cucurbitae (melon fly)
Lineage: Eukaryota; Metazoa; Arthropoda; Insecta; Diptera; Tephritidae
Product: cytochrome c-2
Exons: 2
Coding region: 193-519 (108 amino acids)
Biological process (GO): mitochondrial electron transport, ubiquinol to cytochrome c; mitochondrial electron transport, cytochrome c to oxygen
Cellular component (GO): mitochondrial intermembrane space
Molecular function (GO): heme binding; electron transfer activity
Source: RefSeq, a predicted model, not a curated record
GAAUGUAGAGCCAUCGGGCAAUGAAAAAAGUGUUGCCUUGCACUUUGUUGUUCGCAAAUGCGCAGCGUUGCUUUGUGCCGUAAGACAGCUGAUAUUGGCGCGACCAAAUUCACAUGGACUGCUAAAAUUUAGUCGAGUUGUAUUUGUGUUCAAUAGUGAGUACCUAUUAACAUUCAUUAAAAAACUACAAACAUGGGCGUACCAGCUGGUGAUGUUGAAAAGGGCAAGAAACUCUUUGUCCAACGCUGUGCACAAUGCCACACUGUUGAGGCUGGUGGCAAGCACAAGGUCGGCCCAAACUUGCACGGUCUCAUCGGUCGUAAGACUGGUCAGGCUGCCGGUUUCUCCUACACAGAUGCCAACAAGGCGAAAGGCAUUACCUGGAAUGAGGAUACCCUUUUCGAAUACUUGGAAAACCCCAAGAAGUACAUCCCUGGUACAAAGAUGAUCUUCGCCGGUCUGAAAAAGCCCAAUGAGCGUGCUGAUCUGAUUGCUUACCUGAAAUCGGCCACCAAGUAAACACACCAACAGUCACAAAAAACCAUCAAAAAACGUUGUAAAAGAUGCUAUAUCAUAAAUUAAACCACC